This is a messenger RNA of Thlaspi arvense, 1203 nucleotides long. Lineage: Eukaryota; Viridiplantae; Streptophyta; Magnoliopsida; Brassicales; Brassicaceae. The record is from the annotation of a GenBank genome assembly.
AUGACUGUCAUAAUUCCGGCAAAGAAGGAGAUGAUCGGUUCCGAGGAAAAGAUAUGCACCGAGUCAAUGAACCCGAUGCUUGUCCUUGACCUGGUUAUAUCGGUCAUGGAAUGGUUGAGCUUUAUUGAUUUCCAUCGAGCCAGAUGCGUUUCUUCAGUGUGGUAUUCCGCUUCAAGAUCAUGCGUGGGACGAACAAAUCCAUGGCUCGUCCGCUUUCCAGAGAGCAACAACAGUUCAUGUAAGUUGUUCGAUCCUAGCGAACAUAAAUCCUACACAGUAAGAGACAUCAGUUUUGGUUUCGCUAGGAGUCGUUGUUUGUCGAAUUACGGUAGCUGGUUCCUCAUGUUAGACGAUCGAACCGAGUUAUAUCUCUUGAAUCUGUUUACUCGAGAGAGGAUUCCGCUUCUGUCUCCGGAAACAAUGGAAUCAACUCAAAUUAAAGUUGAGAGAAUCAGUGACUCUGACUUGAUGUUUACGACUUUUUAUUACAAAGAUAAUGAAAGAUUAUCUUCAGAGAAGAAAAAUCGCAUUGAAGUAGACAUUGCGGUUUUGUGGGUAGAUGAAAGAAGCAGAGACUACUUAGUUGUGUGGAGUUUUAGCCGUCUAUUUGCAUAUCACAGGAAAGGAGAUGAUAACAAGAGCUGGAAAGUGUUUCAACCUCCCAAGAACCAAGGCUGGAAAGUGGUUCGACCUCUCAGUAUGGCUUUCAAAGAAAGCAAGCUUUACGUGCUUAGUGAAUUGCAACGCAUCAUUGUCUAUGAUUUCUCUGGUAGUGAUUCCCCAAUGGAAUGUGCAAGUUUCUCACUUCCCGAUUUUCACCGUCCAAUAAUGUAUUGCCACAACCUUGCGGUGACUUUGUUUGGACAAGUUUUGAUUAUUUCAAGUAUCGGGAGAAAUUUCUUGAACUUCUACACGAUGGAUCCUGAAUCAUCUAAAUGGAGUAUACUCAAAUCUCUAGGAGAGGAAGCAUUGCUUAUGGAUCAAGGAAUAACGGUUGCAGCCAAAGAUGGAGUUUUGAAAAAUUGCAUAUAUUAUAGCAAUGAUCAGCUUUACAGAAGAAUUGGGACUAGUCUAAACAACGAUUAUAACGUUAUUUGCGUCUGCAAUAUUCAAACCAAGAAACAAUUCCAAGUGUUUCCACAUCUUACUGCUUCCGAUGCUCGUUGGUUUUUCUCCACUUUUGGUGCUAAAUGGUCGCUCUGA